This is a messenger RNA of Cheilinus undulatus (humphead wrasse), 2364 nucleotides long. RefSeq names its product PDZ and LIM domain 2 (mystique) (gene pdlim2). The coding region runs from base 367 to 1461 and encodes 364 amino acids. The transcript is spliced from 10 exons. NCBI's taxonomy places the organism in Eukaryota, Metazoa, Chordata, Actinopteri, Labriformes, Labridae. Gene Ontology annotation, molecular function: muscle alpha-actinin binding; actin binding. Gene Ontology annotation, cellular component: filamentous actin; stress fiber; adherens junction. The record is from RefSeq and is a predicted model, not a curated record. Gene Ontology annotation, biological process: muscle structure development; actin cytoskeleton organization; heart development.
GGUAAUAGCACAUGGCACCGCGAGCUUCAUAUCGGUGAAACUUCUGCGCGCGCAGCCACAGGUGGUGUUCAAGCGUGCCACUUAAACAUCUGAAACAACACGGGACAGAGAGGGGGGGGACUACCAGCUCUUCAUUAUCGCUUCAAGGCUCCUAACUUGGCUAACGGGGGGCAGAACGUUUAUUUUUCCUUAGUUUUUGUACAUUUUAGCGGUUUUUGUUUGAGGUGAACUACGUUGACCUGUGGACUCCUGGGUGUUCAGCGUUUUGUCGAGGAGCGCGAGACAUUCAACAGGUGGAGAAGACCCUAAUACUCAACCUGUACUCACCUUAGUUUUGACAAGAGUGUGUGCUAGACGGAUAUCUAAAUGGCCCUGACAGUCAACUUAAUCGGCCCGUCACCAUGGGGCUUCAGGAUAUAUGGAGGGCGAGACUUCAAGAAGGCCAUAACUGUAUCAAAGGUCAAUGGGGGCAGCAAGGCCGAGAAAGCAGCCCUGCAACCUGGUGACAUUAUCUUGGAGAUCAAUGGUGAAAACACAGCCAACAUGCUGAACAUGGAGGCCCAGAACAAGAUCAAGAACUCCCAGACUCAGCUGCAGCUACGCGUGGAGAGACCUGAACUUGCCGCACCUGGACAGACCAACGGCAUCAGCACCCCAGAGCAGCUCUCUGCAUGCAUCCAGGAGGCAGUAAUUGUGAGUCGUGAUGAGAAUCAAAACUACAGAGAGUACAUCUCCAGCCCUGCAUCGCUGUCUCCUGGACCCUACUCUCCAAAUCCUCCUGCCAGCCCUGAUGGGAAGAGAGACAGACUGACACCGACCAACAAGAGCGUCCAGCUGCGCUCCUGGUCUCCAGAGGAGAAGAGUAACAGACUGUCCAGACCGCUGUCACAGGAGUUCUCUCCUUCAGACUACAGGAGUAACUCUGUGUCCAGUAGAACUCCGACCCCACCGGGACGCUACUCACCUCACAGCCCCACUGACAAGGACGUGCCCAUGUCCCCCCGUCGCAGCUCAAGCUCUGACUUUGCCAUGCAGAAGUUUGACAGAGAUUCAGAGGUGUAUAAGAUGAUCCAGGAGAACAAGGAGUCCCGCACGCCACCUCGUCAGUCCAACACCUUUACAAAGCUGCAAGAGGUCCUGGAGGCUGAUGAGAAAGAGGCAGCUCUGCGGUUCCCAGGGAAACUUUCGCCCCACGCCCCUGUAACGAGCACGGCGGUGGCAGGAGUCAAGAAACACCACACAUGUGAGAAGUGUGGCACCAGCAUUGUCACGCUGGCCGUGCGCAUCACAGACGACCACUAUCGCCACGCAGAGUGCUACACCUGCUCAGACUGCGGCCUUAACCUGCGGAUGAGAGGUCACUUUUGGUUCAGAGAUGAGAUGUACUGUGAGAAGCACGCCAACCAGAGGCACCAAAACCAAGGCAAUCCCCCUCAAGCCACCUUGUCUCCCCGCUAUUGAGUCUGCUUUCCACCACCACUGCCUGCUUGCUCUGAACCCCGAAGCUCCACCUCUCCUGACUCAGUUACAGACCUUUUAAAGGAGCGUGGAGAUGGACACUGGUCAUCAUCACAGCACAGGAUAUUCUUUUUGACUCUCACAUUCAAACAUAUUCUGCAAUAUAAUGGUUCACUUUCUUGCCUUUCUUACAUUUCUAUGAGAAUUGGAGCUUCCAUGGUCUCUUUAGGUUUACUUUAGCUCUAGUGAUGCACAGCUGCUGUGGACUUGAGCCACAUCACAUUAAACUAAGGCCAGUUUAACAAACUUCAAUGCUUUAAUCAAAGAGGAGCGGCUCUGACUCUUUGAGGAUCCGGACAAUCAGAAGCUGACACAAAGGGACCAAAAUCUCACCUACACUGCAUGCCAACAUAGAGAUGUACUGUAUUCAGACAGUGCUGUGAGUGUGUGAAGAAGUGUGGUGGCUUCUGCAUGUGUGUGUGACUGUGUGUGCAUGAGAGAGAGAGAGAGAGAGAGAGAGAGAGAGGUGAGGAGGAGAGGUCUUGAGUUGUUACAGACACAGAGCAGUUUGUGAUUUCGCUAGAGUCAGGCCAAAUGCCCUCGAGUUUUUCUAUAUUUUUCUUUUGUAAGCAGAAUUUAAGAUUAGAAAUGAUGAAAAAAACUGACUUGUUUUGCUGUUUUGUUUAUGAGGGACUAUAGAUUCGAACAAUAUACAAAUAUUUUUGAUGUUUUUGUGAUUGAACUGUAUUCUAUAAUAUAGACCAUUUAAUGCAUAUUGUAUGCACAUGGCAUUUAGUGUGAGAAGAAUUGAUGAUGAUACUACACCUGUCCAGUAACAGCAGUACUCAGAGAUACACUAUAAUGUUUCUAUUUCAUGUGGCACUUAAUAAAAUCGCACAACCUGAA